This is a messenger RNA of Vicugna pacos (alpaca), 4067 nucleotides long. It is a transcript of the gene MATCAP2, whose product is annotated as microtubule associated tyrosine carboxypeptidase 2. The record is from RefSeq and is a predicted model, not a curated record. Lineage: Eukaryota; Metazoa; Chordata; Mammalia; Artiodactyla; Camelidae.
GCCCGCGGCCUCGGCGGGACGAUGCUGGAGUCCAUUCGCGUGACGGAAAAGCUGCACUGGCCUGAGCAAGAACUUGCUAAGAAGUCUGUUCUAAGUGCAGAAGAGUCAUUGAUCAUUGACAGUAAAAGAAGCAUUUCACAUUUAUCUCCUGGAAUACUGAAGGACAUUUUCACAACUGGAACCAGUAGUUACAAUGUCCUACUGCAGAGCAAAGAGGAGAGAAAGCAUCAUUCACAGAAACAACCUUCCUCCACCUACUCCAAAAGAUGUAGAAAACCCAGCAAAUCCCCUAGCUCUUGUCGCAGUAAAGAGCUUCGCAAGAUGAAAGCCCCAGUGCCCGUGGUGCGCAGCAGCACUUGGUGCUGCCUAGAAAGGCAGCCUGCUGCUUUUGUCACUAGUUCAGUGUCAAGUCCUGUAAAGUUUACACAUGGUAUCUCUGUUACAGGAAGCAGCAUAGUACCGCCACCCAAACCCCCAAGCGAAAGGAGGGUCAAGCGAUGCCACUUCUCUACUCUUCCAAAGCCAAAGCCGCAGCCUCAGCUCUCUAGAAGCUUUGAAAAAGGAGGUGACUUUUCUGGAAAGAAGUUUUGUAUACUGACUGCUAUAAAGCCCACCAACUUGGAGAAAGAAAAACUGAGAUUCUUCAAGGCUGACUAUACCUACAAUCCUCAGUUUGAAUAUGCUAAUCCUUCUCUGCCAAGUGUGUUAGCCAAGCACAGCAACGCAUCUGACCGAUUUCUUAAACAGUCCGUCAAUAUUAUGGAACUGACGUUACAAAAGUAUGGAAGUUAUGAAAGAUUUGAACAGGCCACUGGUGGUAGCCUGCUAUCUAAAACUCGAAUCUGGAGUCAUGUUAGGAAGUACAUGAUGAAAGAAGGCUGCAUGGGUGAGAUUGUAGUUCAUCUCACUGAGGACCUGCUUUCCCGAGCUUCCAUGACAGUAGUCAAUGGAUGUCCAACGCUGACCAUCAAUGUUUCCACUGCACGUGAGCAUUGGCUGGAGGGAAUGCUGAGGCAUGAAAUAGGCACACAUUAUUUUCGAGGUAUUAACAACCUUCAGCAGCCAUGGAACAGUUGGACUGGCCGUAAAAAACAUGAGCUAAAGCCAAACAAUCCCACAGAGGAAGGACUGGCAAGUAUUCACAGUGUCCUGUUUAGGAAAGACCCCUUCUUGUGGAGGGCUGCCCUCCUCUACUACACUGUUUAUCAGGCCAGCCAAAUGUCUUUUUGUGAACUCUUCAGAGAUAUUGGGAAGUUUGUCAAGGACCCCAACACAAGAUGGGAUUAUUGUGUUCGAGCCAAGAGGGGAUGGACUGAUACUUCCCAGCCAGGGUGUUUCAGUAAAGACCAAGUAUACUUGGAUGGUAUCCUGCAAAUCCUCCGCUAUAGAGAGACCAUUGACUUUCAUCUGCUGACCGCCCUGGGGAAGGUCUCUUAUGAAGACGUGGAUCGCUUAAAAGGAUUGGCAGUUACUGAAAAUAUGAGAGUCCCUCACUUUUUGCAGGACCAUGGUCGAUACAUGGAACACUUAGAGAAGAUCAUGGAAGUGAAUGAACUGACCGACAGGGAACUGAGAGAUCUUAUAUAUUAACUAGCAUUCUUGCAAACUUAGCAAAGCUGUACCUCCAUGUCUAUUAGCAGUUAGGUGCAGUUAGCACCAGCAGAUUUAUAAAGAAGAAUGACUGUUUACAUGGGUUUUCUGAAGAAUGAUCUGUAGUAUUCAGCUGAAUACUAAGGUUACGAACAAACCUUAUACUCUUUCCUUAAAAUGUUUCUUUGGCUGCAGGGAAGUUACUCGUAUCUUCAUCUGAAUCUCAGAGUCAGAUGAAAAUACUGCUGAUGAGUGUUUUUGACGAAUAUUGAGGAAUAUUGGUCAAACUGAGUGAUAAGCUUCUGCCUGAGCAGUAAGCACUGGUCUCAGUGCCCCUGCCUGAGCACCAAGACCAGCUGUGACUAGAGAUGGAAUUCCGCUGUUGCUCAAACUCCAAGGUUCUAUUUUAUUUAAUAAAUAAUCCUAAUUGUUCUCCUUUGAAAAAUUAGUUUGUGUUAUGCCCCCAAAAGCUAUAUUUAAGAUUUAUUAUUUCUUUAUAUGUUAAGUACUGUUAAAGGGAGGGGAAAAGCAAUUUGUAAAGUUUUUCCUAGUUUUUUUAUUUUAUGCGUUGUUUCACCUUAUCAGUUUACGGGAACUAAGUAGAGAAUUCCCUUGUUUAGUCCAGUUAUCCUUUCACUCUUACCCCUUCAAAAUUUUAACUAAGUUUUAGGGUCUUUCCUCCCUGUUCCUUUAUACAAAUGUUAAGUACAAGUUUCAGGGAAGUUUUUCUACAUAAAUUAAAAUAACUGGGGAAAAGAAAACCUACUUACCUUCUUAUUAACGAGCAACAAGCAGGGGAUGAUUCGUGCAGGAACUGGUGUUGACUGGGUGGCAUCCACAGGAAACUUGACUGUGCUCUGAGAAACAGUCUCAGGCGUUGCCAUUUGAUCAGCCAGCCUUGUGAUAUUGGCUCACAGUGUUUUUACAAAAUCUUCAUCAAGCCAAUAAUAACAUUUUUUGAACUUCAGAAAUGUGAAUUCUGCUUUGCUACAUUUCUGGCUAAAAGCUCAUACACCCAGCUUUAUAAUUUAUCAGUUUCAAUAUAUACUUGGGCAUGUAUACCUGGGAUCAAGUAGUUUUUCCAACAACUUAUUUUAAUGAUCAGAAAGAAUACCGAUGUUAACACCCCAUUCAAAAUUGCUGCUGUAAUUUCUACCCAAAGUCUGAGAGUUUAUCUUUACCUCAAUUCAGGCUUAAAUAUGGUGCUAACGCUGAUGGAUGCAUACUGCAAAGCCGAGUUCACGUUCAUACUAGGAAAUGAUUUUGGAAACUCUUACAGACUAGGCUGUGAUUUUUCUCUUUCACAUAUCUAGAAAGGCUUGCCUCAGAAAAGACUGAUACACUUUAACAAACAGGAUAUACUCUAACUGGCACCUGGUGGUUCAUGCACAGCUGUGCAUUGGGCCUUUGGCAAUAGCAGGUCAGGCCCUUUGGAGCAGGGAAGGUGCCCACACCUGUGCCAUGGUGGCUGGAGUGUGGCCUGCGUGUCUCUGCAGAGCUAGGGGCACAGUGCCAGACACUGGAAAACCAUUCCUGUUCCCUCAGCCAUUAUUUCCUUGUAGCAAAGUCAUCCAGCUUCAGCUUCGUGUAGUGUUUUCUGACUUCACCUUUAAACUUAUCAAAGGUAAUUGUGAAAACGGUGUCUUAUUAACUAGUAUUGAAAUACAAACAGAAAUGGCAAUAUUUAUCUCCUGUGACUUAAGCCCAAAUGCUUAUAAACAACAUUUAUAGGCAGUGACACUGCUCAUCUUACGUUACGGUUUAAAUAGAAAGGAAACUCACAGCUGCCUUAAUUUCCUGUGGGUAGGAUUAUCUGCACUGCUUCUAGUCCCUGAAUUUUCAAAUGGAUAGAUAUUCUCUAAGUGAUAUGAAAAAGGAAAAGUUUUCUUGCCUUACUGCUUUGGUAUAAAGACAAAAAGCAUGAGCACUAUCCAGACAAAAAAAAAAAUGACCUUAAGUCACAUUGAUCAAGGUAUUCCUAAAGUUCACAAUGUACCAAAAAUAGUCGAAGACUAGCAGAAAUACUUAAAGAGCUCUAAGUUUUAAAAUUUGAGAUUGAAGAUUUAAUUACUGUUCAUACUAUUUCAAGAAAGAGAAUAAAGGUCAGUUUUGUUCCCCAAAAUGAAAAUUUUAAAUAGAAAAUCAUAACAACAGUGCUUAGGAAAAUAGUUGAAGAUCAUAUUAGUUUUAAUUAUCAUCGUUAAUUGCUGUAGGGUAUUGAUGAUUGGGAUUUCAUGCAUUUUGUCCACUGUAAUUCUAACGUACAGUUGUAUCACAUACAAAUUUUGAUAAACUGAUAGGUUUUCACACCAGACAGAUUCAAAGUAAAAUUGUUUGCAAACAUAAAUCCAUCGUCUUCUUUAUAUUUUCACCUUUGCAGAAGUGUUUACAGUUUGUUAUCAUUUGUUUUAUAUAUCUGAGCAUUUUGUGUCUAGCUGUAACAGAAAUAAAGAGCCCUGAGGUUUUCAAAUGAAGUA